UCAUGUUUUAAUCCCAGCCUCCCUGUGACUGCCAGCUCUGCUGCCCAUUGGUGAAACGCUGAAUUUAACAAGCCCUCACAACCCUCCAAUAUGCGAAGAGGUGGGCGGUAGCUCUCCCCUCAGAGCCACCUGGAGUUAAAACUCCUGCGCGCUGCUCUCACUGAGCAUGUCGGGGCUUCGGACGGGUUGAUGCACGGGAGUCUCCGUGCAGAAAUCCUCCUGACUCUCAUCUCCCUGUGGAUUUUUUUUAUUCCUUCUUGUGAAAGAGGACCGGGGAUCUUUCUUCUGGCGGCGUGACGCGUCCAAAAUGUUGCUCCACAGACUUCUCUUGUGCGUUUCAGUAACAGGUCUCGUUUGCGCGCAGCAAGACAGCUCCGGAUUAUUUUACGCGCUCAGAUCGGAACUCUCAGAAGAUGCAAUCUUGGUGGCCAACAACGGAAUACGCGUGCCUUUCGGGAGGUCGCUCUUCAUCGAUCCCAUCAAUGACCUGGUGAUCCAGACGCAGCCGGGAGACCGGUGCAGCAUCACCGUGCUGGAUAACGAUCCGCUCUCGCAGCGACCGGGACACCUCUCUCCCAAAAAGUUUCCGUGUGAUUUCGGUCCCAGUGAUGUGGUUUAUUCCCACUACGGCUCCAGGACUCCUGUUAAAGACAGAGUGAGGCUGCAGCUCAGGUAUGACGCGCAAACAGAAACUGUCAUUAUCCCCUUUAUGAUGGAGGUUGAAGUAGUUUUUACGCAGCUGGAGUUACUCACCAAAAACAUGCCUCUCACUGUAAAUAAUCUGAAAGGGAUUAGUAAUCAGAUUGACAAGAAGAUUCUUGAGUUUACUUUUGACAGGGAGUCCUUCAAAUGUGAGGUGACCUCCCUGUCUGGUAGCACCUCGCUGCCCAGGUACGGAAAGCUCAUCGAUGGGGGGAAACUUUCCACAAUGAUGAACUGUGAUGAGUUCCUACAAGCUGGUAUCCACUACGAGCACACGUUUGAUCUCAAGUCUCCGAACAGGGAUUAUGUCCCCAUGGUUGUAGAGCUGCAUGAUAAGGAAGACAACCUGGUGAAACAGGAGUAUUUUCACCUCAUGAUUCGCAUCAGGAGCGGAGAGGAGAACACUGCCCCCAAACCCAGCUUUGUGUCCAUGAUGAUGAUGGAGGUGAGCCAGUUUGUCAUGACUGCCCUGACGCCUGACAUACUUGCUGCUGAGGAUGCAGAGUCAGAUCCAGAGGAGCUGAUUUUCAACAUCACCUCCCCGUUAUCGUACGAGGAGGGCUACGUUGUCAGCACCGAUGACAGAAACCUCCCAAUCACAUCCUUCUACCAAAGAGACCUGCAUGAUUUAAAAAUAGCAUACGUGCCGCCUUCGCUGGACUCAGACACCGAGAGGAUUUUUCAGCUGGAGUUUGAGGUGAUUGACACAGACGGGGCCACCUCAGACCCGUUUGCUUUCAUGAUUGUGGUGAAGCCGAUGAACACUCUCGCACCAGUUGUCACACGUAACACGGGUCAACUGCUGUACGAGGGCCAGUCGCGGCCUCUCAUCAGCUCCCACAACUUGGAGAUCAGCGAUGAGGACAACCCAGAUGCUGUCACAGUCACGGUGGUGGAUGGGCUGCGGCACGGACAGCUCGUGGUUCUGGGCUCCCAGAAGAACUUCUUCACACCUGCUGACUUAAUAACAGGGACUGUUAUCUACCAGCAUGAUGGGAGUGACACGUACAGUGACAACAUUGUCUUCAAGAUGACAGAUGGGACAAACGAAGUGGAGUUCCUGUUUCCCAUUACGAUAGUCCCCACUGAUGACGAGCCCCCCAUCAUCAAUGCCAACACCGGUUUGGUGCUUUUCAAACACCAAAUGAUGCCCGUAUCUCCUCUCAUGCUCAGUGCAGCUGAUAUUGACUCAGAAGACUCAACAAUUAAAUUCACUAUUGUUCCCCCCUUUUCUACAAUUGGCACAGUUCUUCUGCGGCAGUCAGACGCCCCAGAGGACCCCUCCUCCUGGAAGUUUAAUGCUGAGGAUGAAGUGUAUGAGAAGGAGGUGACAGAGUGGCUUCAAAAAGACGUCACAGACGGCAAGUUAUUCUACAAGCACACGGGCCCACACAACGCAGACACAAUCGUGGAUCAGUUCACGUUUAGAGUACAGGAUGACAACGAUCCACCUAAUUUAUCAGGGGAUAGCGUGUUUAUAAUCCGUGUUUUACCUAUUGAUGACGUUCCCCCUGAGCUAUUUGCCGGCACUUCUUUAGAAAUGACUGUUGAGGAGUACAAACUCACACACUUCAGUAAGGAAGUCCUGCGCUACACGGAUUUGGACUCUGAGGACCGUGACCUGAAAUACACGGUCACCAAGGCCCCAACAGAUAUAGAUGAAAACAAUCCAGUCGUGUUCGGUUCUUUGGUUCUGACGGAGCGCCCCGACAUUGAUGUUUCUGAGUUCACACAAGCUCAAAUCAACCAUCAUAAGAUCUCUUAUGCACCCCCAGAUGUCGAGCUGGGAAUCACUGCUCACGUUGUACAGUUCCUCUACACAGUUGAAGACGCAGCUGGGAACACCGCAGAGGGGUCUUUCACAAUCUACCUGCAGCCGGUAAACAACAACCCCCCCCAGAUCACAAACACUGGCUUUGAUGUGUUUGAACGUGGCGUGCACAUCAUCACCAUUGCUGAGCUGGAUGCCACAGACCUUGAUACAGAGAGUGAGAAAAUAACCUUUGCUCUGAGUCAGCCCCCUCGGCACGGCCAGAUUCAGGUUGCGUUCACUGACCUGCAGACAAACGGGGUUUUCAAACUUGAGGAUAUUUCAGAAGGAAAGAUGUCAUAUAUUCACAGCGGAGAAGAGACAGUGAGUGAUGAAUUCCAGCUGGGGGUCAGUGAUGGCUUUCAUGUGGUGACUGUGACGGUCAAAGUUAAUGUAAGGCCCGUUGAUGAUGAAGCUCCAAAGAUCAGCUUGCCUGUGGGGACGAUCGGAUUCCACAUGGACGUACUGGAAAACGGAGCCACGGAAAUUACAACGAAUGUGAUUCAAGGCCACGACGAUGACACGGAUGACCUCCAGUUGACAUUUAUUGUAGAAGAUCCUCCAGUUUGGGGUGAAAUCCUGGUGAAAGGGUUGCCGGCCACAAAGUUUACACAAGCCGACAUAAUUAACGGUGUAGUUGUUUAUGCACACACCGGUGGCGAGAUAGGUCUCACUUCACAGCAGGAUGGAUUCAAUCUAACACUUACAGACAUGUCUGACGACUGGACAGUAGGGGGCAAUAAGGUCAACGGAGUCCACAUUCAAGUCACCGUCCUUCCUGUCGACAAUCAGGCCCCUGAGGUUGGAGUUGGAAUUCAGUUUAGUGUUAUUGAAGGAGAGAAAUAUGGCAUUGGCCCUCAGCACUUGAACGCUGAUGAUAAUGACACUCCAACAGAUGAUAUCCUUUGCACCAUCAUUGUCCAGCCCAUUGCAGGCUAUGUAGAAAAUAUAUCCCCUGCCCCAGGCUCAGAGAAGUCAAGGUCAGGAACAGCUAUCAGUGCUUUCACCAUCAGAGACAUACGGGAGGGAAAUGUCUACUAUGUGCAGAGCAUUCACAAAGGGGUGGAACCAGUGGAGGAUAGGUUCACAUUUAGGUGUUCUGAUGGCAUCAGUUUCUCAGAAAGUCAUUUUUUCCCAAUUAUCAUCAUCCCAAAAAAUGAUGAAAAGCCAGAGAUUUUCUUGAGAGAAAUAGUUGUGAUGGAGGGAAUGAAUAUUGUUAUUGACACUCCCAUUCUAAACGGAGCAGAUGCCGAUAUUCCACCUGAAGAGCUGAUGUUCAUCAUAUCCAAACCUCCCAAACAUGGGGCCAUUUUAAAUCAGCUCUCCACUGGGUCUGUUUUGGUGACAAACUUUACUUUAGAACAGAUAAGAGAGGCAUCAAGUAUUAUUUAUGAGCACGAGGACUCGGAGACGACAGAAGACAGCUUUGAUGUCCUUCUGACUGAUGGAAUGUACUCAGUACAAAAGACAGCUGUGAUCAUAAUCAUCCCUGUUGAUGAUGAGACCCCCAGAAUGGCCAUCAAUGAUGGACUGGAGGUGGAAAUAGGGGAAUUCAAAGAGAUUGACAACAAAGUGCUCAAAGCAACUGAUUUAGACUCAGAGGACAGUACGUUAACAUAUAUUGUCCGGUUUGGACCUGGUCAAGGUUUUCUACACAGAAAAACACAGUUUGGGUCUCUGGAGAACAUCACUGUAGGCAUGAACUUCACACAAGCUGAAGUUGAUGAAGGACUUAUACUAUACGCACACAAUGGACAGGAGGGCAUCCGGGACUUGAUCAAAUUUGAUGUCACUGACGGAAUAAACCCUCUCAUUGACCGUUACUUCUACAUCACUGUGGGCAGCAUUGACAUGGUCUUUCCAGAUGUGAUCAGCAAAGGUGUGUCUCUGAAAGAAGGUGGCAGAGUGACUCUAACCACAGAUCUUCUUAGCACUACUGAUCUCAACAGUCCCGAUGAGAACUUGGUCUUUACGGUCACCCGGGCCCCCAUCAGAGGCCAUUUGGAGUGCACAGACACACCUGGGAUUCCCAUUGUGUCUUUUACUCAGCUUCAGUUGGCCGGGAGUAAGAUCUUCUACAUCCACACAUCAGAUGACGAGGUGAAAAUGGACAGUUUUGAGUUUGAAGUCACUGACGGCUACAAUCCUAUUUUCAGAACAUUUAGGAUCUCUAUUGUAGAUGUGGACAAUAAGAAGCCUGUUGUGACUGUGAACGGCCUGGUUGUCACAGAAGGGCAGCUCAAGCUCAUCACUCCGUUUGAGCUUACUGCUGAAGACCAGGACACCGCUGAGAAGCUGAUCAGAUUCACCAUUACCCAACUUCCUAUUCACGGCAAACUGAUGUACAAUAAAACCACGCCUGUCUCCAGUUUCACAAAACAAGACCUCAAUGAAAACCUCAUCAGCUACAAACACGACGGAACCGAAUCAUCAGAGGACUGUUUCUCUUUUACUGUCUCUGACGGCACACACAUUGACUUCUAUGUUUUCCCAGACACGUUGUUUGAGACUAGGCAACCUCAGACUAUGAAGAUCACAAUUGGAGCAAUCGACAAUGGCACCCCCCAGGUUGUGGUGAACAAAGGAGCACCCACUUUAAAGAUUUUGUCCACAGGUCACCUGGGAUUUCCCAUCAGCCCCAAAACGCUGAAAGCAGAGGACAGGGACAGCAAACCUGCCUCGGUGGUGUUCCACAUCACCACUCAGCCCAAACACGGCUACGUCGUUAACCUGGGACAUGGAAACGACUCUGUUGCCACAUUUAGUCAAGCUGACAUCGAUGACCUGCACAUCUGUUAUGUUCUGCGGAAUGAUGAAAAUGCCACUUCAGAUGUCUUCCAUUUCUCCGUUGAAGAUAACGGUGGAAACAAGCUGAAAGGGCAGCAGCUUCGUCUGGACUGGGCCUGGAUCUCUCUGGAGAAGGAGUAUUAUGUAGUGGAUGAGGAGGAUAAAUUCUUGGAGGUGGUGCUCAGACGGCGGGGAUACCUGGGAGAAACAUCUUUCGUUGGCAUCGGAACUCAAGAUGGUAGUGCGAAGAAGGAUGAAGACUUCAAGGGAAAGUCCCAGAAGCAGGUCCAGUUCAACCCAGGGCAGAGCCAGGCUACGUGGCGAGUUCAGAUCCUGACUGAUGGGAAGUACGAGCAAGCGGAGACCUUUCAGAUUUUGCUGUCGGAGCCUGUGAUGGGGGUGAUGGAGUUCCCUGCAACUGCAACGGUUGAGAUCCUGGAUCCCAGUGAUGAGUCGACCGUGUUCUUCCCCGAGCAGAUCCAUACAGUGGAGGAAGAUGUUGGGGAGCUCUUCAUCCCCGUGCACCGCAGUGGAGACAUAAGCAAGGAACUCAUGGUGGUCUGCUACACACAGCAGGGUUCUGCCACGGGUACAGUCCCCUCCAUGGUUUUGUCCUACUCAGACUACAUUUCCCGUCCGGAAGGGCACAACAGCGUCCUUCGCUUCGACAAAGGAGAGAGGGAGAAGCUGUGUCGAGUGAUGAUCAUCGAUGACUCUCUGUUUGAGGGGGAGGAGAGCUUCAAUGUGACUUUGUCCCUCCCCGUUGGGGGACGACUGGGAAUGCACUACCCCACUGCAAAAGUCAACAUCUUGGAAGACAAAGAGGAUGCUCCAGUGUUUUAUUUUGCAGAGGUUGAGUAUCAUGUGGAUGAAAGCAAUGGGUUUGUGGAUGCCAAAGUCUGGAGGACAGGGACUGAUCUGUCCAAGGCCGGAACAGUGACGGUUCGGUCUCGAAAGGUAGAGCGUGCCUCUGCUGAAGCCGGUAUUGACUAUGUAGGCAUCAGUCAGAACUUGGACUUUGCUCCAGGAGUCAGCAUGCAGACAUUAAAGAUCACCAUUUUGGAUGACAUGGGUCAACCAGAACUAGAAGGGACUGAGAGCUUCGAGCUAGUCCUACGAAUGCCAGUGAACGGUGUCUUGGGAGAACCUGGAAGGGCAACGGUUUUCAUCAAUGAUUUUGUGUCUGACUUGCCAAAGGUCCAGUUUCGUGAAGCGGUUUAUGCGGGAGAGGAGAGUGACGGUCGCAUCACAGCAACAGUGUACCGCACCGGUGACAUCAGACACAAAUCCUCCGUUCGCUGUUACACCCGUCAGGGCUCUGCACAAGUUGCCGUAGACUUUGAUGAGAGACCCAACACAGAUGCAUCAAUCAUCAGCUUCUCACCAGGCGAGUUGGAGAAGCCGUGUGUUCUGUCACUGGUUGAUGACACGCUGUACGAGGAUGGAGAGGAGCUGCGGCUGGUUUUAGGGAACCCAAAGAGCGACUCACAGUUUGGCGCGUCAGUGGGAGCUCUGAACGAGGCUCUGGUGAAAAUCAAGGACACGGCUGACAAACCCAUCAUUCGUUUCUCAGAAACAAAGUUCAGCAUCAGCGAACCAAAGGAAGCUGGCGCCGUGGCAACUGUGAGGGUCCCAGUGGUCCGAGUGGGUGACACGUCAAAAGUGUCUGUGGUUCGAGUUCACACUAAAGACGGGUCAGCUCUCUCAGGAGAGGACUACUAUCCUGUGUCUCAAGAAAUCGAGUUUAAAGAGGGGGAGAGAUUGCACAUCGUGGAAGUGGAGGUGCUAUUUGAUGGAGUUCGAGAAACGAGGGAAGCUUUUACGCUCCAUCUUAAGCCUGAUGAAAACUUGGUGGCUGAAACUCAGGUGACUAAAGUUAUCGUUUACAUCGAGGAGUCCAACAGCAUGGCUGACGUCACAUUCCCCUCCUUGCCUCAUGUUGUGUCGUUGCUCCAUUAUGAUGAUGUUGCCAGGACACCUGACAACCUCCACCCACCAGCCGGCUACCCAGUCAUCUGUGUCACAGCUUGCAACAUGAAAUACCCAGACUACGACAAGACAGGCUCUAUCUGUGUCAGCGAGCACAUCAACAACACCUUGACCCGCUACCGCUGGCUCGUCAGUGCCCCGGCUGGCCCUGAUGGCGUCACCAGUCCCAUGAGGGAAGUGGACUUUGACACGUUCUUUACUUCCUCUAAGAUGAUCACGCUGGAUUCAGUCUACUUCCAGGCAGGCUCCAGGGUCCAGUGUGCUGCCAGGGCUGUUAAUUCCAAUGGGGAUGAGGGCUUAGAGCUCAGCAGCCCCAUUGUCACGAUCAGCCGGGAGGAAGGCAUGUGUCAGCCUCGUAAAAUGGGAACAGUUGGAGCUGAACCUUUCUCAGCUAAGCUGCGCUACACUGGAGCAGAUGAUCCGAAACACCCUAACCUCAUCAAAGUGACCGUCACCAUGCCUCAUAUAGAUGGUAUGCUUCCUGUAAUCUCCACUCGCUCCCUCAUGAACUUUGACCUGACUCUUAGUCCUGAUGGCACCCGAGUCGGGAACCACCGCUGCUCCAACUUGCUCGACUUCAACGAGGUCACCACAGGUCACGGCUUCAUCACUGCCCUAACGCGCAGCCCUGAGAGCAUGGGCGACUCUGCGCCCUAUCAGUUCAGUGGCUCUCUGCGGGGGGGCAGCACGCUGCGCUUCUACAGGAACCUCAACCUGGAGGCGUGUCUCUGGACAUUCACGAGCUACUACCACAUGUCUGAGCUGCUCGCUGACUGUGGAGGAACCAUCGGGACAGACGGACAGGUCCUGAACCUGGUCCAGUCUUAUGUGACCCUGCGAGUUCCUCUUUACGUGUCGUACGUGUUCCAUUCCCCCGUGGGCACCGGCGGCUGGCAGCACUUCGACCUGCAGUCAGAGCUGCGGCUCACUUUUGUAUAUGACACUGCCCUUCUCUGGAAGGAUGGGAUUGGCAGUCCGCCGCAGGCAGAACUACAAGGUUCACUGUAUCCCACCAGCAUGCGCAUCAGUGAGCAGGGUCGUUUGGUGGUUAACUUCCGUACCAAGGCUCAUUUUAGAGGCCUGUUUGUGGAGUCUCACACUUCAGGCAGAAUUAAAAGAACAGCAACCUCAAUUUCAUCUAUGGUGAUGUGUGUAGACCACCCUGGCCUGACCUUUAACCUCACCCUAGUGAGGAGUGAGCCCACCUACAACCAACCAGUCCAGCAGUGGACCUUCAUCUCUGAUUUUGCGGUCAGAGAUUAUUCUGGGACCUACACAGUCAAGCUCAUCCCCUGUACAACAGUCCAGAACAUGGACUACUCUGUCCCGCCUGUCUGCAGUCCUAGAGAGCCUGUCACGUUUGACCUCAACAUUCGAUUUCAGCAAGUGAGUGACCCGGUUGCAGUUGAGUUUAGUCUAAACACUCAGAUGAUGCUGCUGUCUAAAAGGAAUCUGUGGCUUUCUGAUGGAUCAGCGGGUUUUGGUCAAGAGACUGACGUAGCCUUUUCUGAGGGCGAUACGAUAUACGGUCGUGUUAUGGUGGAUCCUGUGCAGAAUCUGGGGGAUUCUUUCUUCUGCAGCAUAGAGAAGGUGUUCCUCUGCACGGGAGCUGAUGGAUAUGUACCCAAGUAUAAUCCAACUAGAUUUGAGUUUGGCUGCCUGGCUGACUCUCCAUCCCUGCUUUAUAGAUUCAAGAUUCUUGACAAGGCUCAGCCGGAGACUCAAGCUCGUGGGUUCGGCGACGUCAGUUUUAAUGCUGUGCUCUCAGUAGAUGAUCCAUCAGCUGCACCUCUAGUAAGACAACCAGGAUCUGAUGGAUUUAGAAUGGACUCCACAGCCAUGUUUCAGGUUGCCGCAGGGCGAGAGUGGUACCUACACGCUAUUUACACCGUUCGCUCCAAAGAGAAUGCCAACAGAGGCAUUGGAAAACGUAGCCUGGAGUACCACUCCUUUGUUUCCGCAAGCAAUCGGCUCGAUUUGCCGUCACAGAGGGAAAAGAGCCAUCGCAGCAGGAGGUCAGCUGGUGCUGAAAUCCCAGAAGUUGCUGACGGCAUUGGAGUAGACAACAACCGUGGCACCAACAUCAUGCACAUCGCCUUGGACCGCACCAAGAAGAGGUCAGAGGGGUCGAAUGAGCUGUUUGCUAGCGGGCCAGAACCAAGUGAGCUGAGUUCAGGCGAGGAAGAGGAGGGUCUGGUGAGCAUAGUGGGAGCUCUGGUGGGGCUGUUGCUGACUGUCCUCAUUAUUGUCAUCAUCACGCUGGUGCUGAGAUCCAGACAGAAGGAUGCGAAGGAGGGAUGGAGGGAGGAGGUGCAGGAGGUGGUGAAAGGCUCUGUCAGUACUGAGCCCAUGCUUGUGGUGAGGAUGCAGGACUGCCACAACAGCUCGGAGGUCUGAGCACUGGAUGGACACACAAACAUUGGGAAUAUGUGGGGGGGGGUUUAUAUAUAUUUUAUUGUUUUUUUAACUGAUAUCCCAUAACACCAAAAAAUCUGUGUUGAUUAAAUGUGUUCAUAAGUGUGCCUGAUAAAAGGGGAGACUGAGCGAACAGCAUACUCUUCUAUUUAUUGUUUUUUUUAUCAUUUCAUGUGCUGCUGGUAGCUUUUCUGUGUCUGACACUGGUGUUAAAAGUGUGGUUGACUGAAAAACAAUUUUUUAUGUUAUUUCUGAUUAUAACUGGUCACUCUGAGUUUUUCACUUAGGCUGAACAUGAAAAGAGUCUCCUUCAUCUAUCUCCUGCAUUAGCUUCUGAUAGAAAAUGCACGGUGAAACUCUAGGAUUUGAAAAUCCUCACAGAUCUACGUCACACUGUGAAUUAGCUGUCAUGGACUCACUGGUCUUGACUCACAACGGGGAAGGCUGUUGUUGGUUUAACGUCCAGGAAUUUGCAGUGGACAUCGCUGUAAGUUUAAGCUAACUGUAUUAGCAACUUCACCACACAGCAGAACUCCUUCAGACUUGUGUUAUUUGUGGGAGUAAAGCAUCAAUGUUGCAGGUCAGUGGUAGAGUCGCGUUGCUGUUAUCCCAAUCGGGGCGAGAUGUCCAAAUAUCAGGAAAUAAAACACCAAAAGUUGCUGUCUGAAGCUCAGCUGUGAUGUGGGCAACAUUUAGGUCAGAGAAAUGGUGCUCCGGUAUGUUUUCCUCCCCCAGAGAAUGACUUAAAAGGCAUUCAUUCCUACUAGAGACCACUGCACAUGUACUGAUUAAAAGAGUGAACCACUCCUUUAAAGUGCCUGAAGAAACAGUCCUUCAGGAUGGUCCUUUUCAACCAUGGAACCUUUUUUUAUACCUAUCCUGCAAGUCAAAGAUUUAGUUCUGAUUUCAAACAGAGGAAACUAAAUGACGCUGCCACUUAAAGAAACAGUUCACCCAAAACUUAGCACUUCUGUCUUUUUGACACCUAAACGAAAUGUUUUAGAUCUUGUCUGCCAUGUUUUCCCAAGACCUGUAAAGUUGGCUUUUGAAAAGGUGAUGCGCCAUAAAGUAAAGAAAAAACAGAAAAUUUGCAGAAGUAUUUGAAGUUCAGAAGUCUCCAGAGGCUUGCUGUGUAUGCUGUCUGAUGGUAGACAGAUUGCUUUUGAAAAUCUGAGUUACACCCGAGAGUUUUGCAAUUUUGUUCCAUGAGUUAAUAAAAAUGCAUGUUGGGAGAGAACUGUGGCUUUAAGAGAGUAAAAGGGCACUAGAUUACACAAUCUGUAAUGAAAAAGGCAACACCCACUCUUUUAUCUGUGAUUUAAACCCCUCAAACCAUUCUCCAGAACAAAUUCAUAUUUUCUAUCCCUUUAUUUGUUCAUUUUUCUUAUGAUUUCAGGAAAUCAUUACCUCUGUGGCUUUAUUCUAUCCAUUGUCAGUAUUAUUGAUCAGCCGUGUUUUGUUUUCUUCAGUAACAAAAGUUACGGUAUCUAUUUAAAAAGAUACUUAUCUCAGAAACCAUAUUGUUAUUUUCUAUUUUUUUCUAUAGAUUGAAUUGGUUUUGUGCUAUAACAGAGUCUAGUCGGAGAACUCCGCCACUUCCAACCUCUCUCUCAGAUUUGGUGCCGUGAUCACACAAAUAAUCUGACCUCUCUUCUCUUGAGAGAGCUGCAUUUCCACUAUAGAAAUUCUGGGAAAUUUCUGGAUAUGACGAAAGUUACAGGAAAAAUACUUCGGCUCGAUCUUCUUAGUCAUUUUGUUUCCGCACAAAAUGAUCACUUUCAGGAUGUUGCAUAUCUCGACUGUUUCGGCAGUAAUUAAUGUCGCUGAUUAGAACCAAAAGGCGUUCAUGGACAUUAAUAACAUUCACAUUUUUGGUUUGUCAAAGUACGCCACAAUUAAUCAAUUCAGGGGACAGGGAGAGCGACUCCACCGCGAUAAAUGCCAUUUUUUCAUGCGCUCUGUAUCAGACCACAAAGAGGUGUAAAUUACGACAUUGUGGAGGGAUUUCUGCCACAUUUUGGGAGUUUAUAAAUUAUGAUUUUAAAUAUCAUUAAUUUUGUGUAUGUCCUCUUCCUUCCAUUCCGCUUAACCAACACCUCUAACAAUUGUACGAGUGCAGGUUGUUUGGCGACGUCUGCCGAUGUAAAAUGUUUAUGUUUAUGUAUUUAGCAGACGCUUUUGUCCAAAGCGACUUACAAGUGAUAAUCGGCAUGUUGCCCUUGAGGCUAACAACAACAACUUGACAUCAGUCAUGGAGAGGAGGGAACAAGGAGUGGACAGUAGAGAUCCUACAGAAUUACAACCAAUAAGACUGAGUUGACCACAAGUCCCGCCCUUUGUGACUUUACUGGUACAUUUCCAAGUACAUUUUCUAAGACCAACACAUUCUCACACCCGAAGCAUAGAAAAAUGAUGCGGGGUGACCAACCGUUAGUUUUCAACGCAUUGGGGAUCCCAACGUGUCGGGAGCCGACUUGCUGUGCCAGAGCGUCAGUUUUGGGGUUCCCAAAACUUGUUCUGAGUUGUAACGUCCCUCUCCAACACGAUCACCAGGAAGCUUAGAAUGACCAACAGGGUUGAGGUUAGGAUGGGGAUGAGAGAAGGUUAAACGUCGGUGAAAUGUGCGUUUUAACGCGGGCAUCGGAAACUGACGCUCUGGCACAGCGCGUUGGCUCCAGACGCAUUGGGGGCCUCAAACCCUUGGUCACCCCGUGUCAUUUUUCGACACUUUGGGUGUGAGAAUGUGUUGCCAAGGCAGGAGGUCAUUUGGUUCCUGAAGUGGUCCUCUGGGGCUGACCUUGUGAAAUGGAAACACGUGCAUACGGUAAAGGUCUGGCGAAAUCACCCAGACGUUCCAGUAGUGGAAACAGACUUUAUCUUUUAACAAAUCUUUGUUUUUCCAACAAGAGUGGUUUGAAUCUUUUCAAGUGGGUGUCUGUGUGAACCACAUGAAAUAAUGAUACUUACCCGUUAUCGAUAGCUCUUUGAAUUACCACACUUUUGAGAGAUAGGGGGUGGAAUAUAGUUGUUUUUAAUUAUGUGUCUGUGUGUUUAUUAUGGCUGCUUCAUGUAACAUGCAUCUGUUUGAAGUGUCAUUUUUACACAACUUCUGAAAUUAACAUGACGCAUUCAUAAGCUGUAAUAUGUGAGUAAUCAGGGGAGUUAGCAAAAUGAGCAAAACAUAUUCGCCAAUGCAACUCUGGUUUAGAGGUCUUUCAUGCUAUCUGCGGUACCGCUGCUUUUUCUUAAUUUAUUUUUUGUCGUGAUCUCAAAAUUAACCAGUUAAUGAUCUUUUCUAUUGACACCAUGUUUAUUUUGGUUGUACCCUACAAACCCAGGACUCUUAUCCGUUCUGAUUUUUCUACUGUGCCCCUUAGUAGAAAACUCCAGUAUCACGUGCAGUGCAGCAUCAAGUAUGUAAACAAGAUGCAGCCUGCUGCCUGCACCAGCGCGAGGUUAAAAAACAAGUACAGUAUAUUCCCGACCAUAGAACUUGAUUUUGACCUUAUCAUUGGGCUAACUUGUCAUUGCAGGCUGUUUCCAAACUGGAUAUUUUCUUUUUUACGGGACUUGAGCACCAAAAGCUGCACCAUGCUCACAAACUGGAACAUAGAAAGUGUUUUAAUUUUUAUUAUUAUUUUUUGUAGUGCAAACCACUAAGUCAUUAGUCCGGUUGGACCAGAUCUGUAUUUCUUUAAACUGAGGUCAUUCAAAGAGUUUUCUGUGACAGAUAACAUAAUAGUUAAUAACACAUUCUGAAGUAUUCUGUGCACCACGCCAGUGUUUUAAGUAAUUUUUAAUUUCCUGACAAGUGAUGCAAAUGAAAAAAGCUGCUUACAAAUCAUCUUAGAAGUAAAAUCCUAUUUAAUAUAAUCUCAUCAUUUUGCUGAUAUCACUGGGAAAAUGUAUUGUUAAUGUGUAUUGUUAAUCAUGUGUCUCACUCUGUUAUGAAUAUAAAACACAUUGAGAUUAAUGUUCAAACUGUUUGUCUUAUGAUGGUGCUGUUAAUCAUCACUGAAUAAUUCAUUUCAGAUAUUUGUCGGGAUUAGCUGAU
Molecule: messenger RNA, 13757 nt
Organism: Nothobranchius furzeri (turquoise killifish)
Lineage: Eukaryota; Metazoa; Chordata; Actinopteri; Cyprinodontiformes; Nothobranchiidae
Gene: frem2a
Product: FRAS1 related extracellular matrix 2a
Biological process (GO): anatomical structure morphogenesis; cell communication
Cellular component (GO): membrane
Source: RefSeq, a predicted model, not a curated record